Messenger RNA from Dermacentor andersoni, 636 nucleotides. Lineage: Eukaryota; Metazoa; Arthropoda; Arachnida; Ixodida; Ixodidae. The record is from RefSeq and is a predicted model, not a curated record.
AUGACUGCGUGCGCCAUCCUGGGCUAUCAGUUGUGGCUUCUGGCCAAUCAGCCGCAACAGCAAAUUACAACGUUCAGCCGGGUCAGGCGCAGCGACCAUGACUACGACCGCAACUACUGUGAAGAGUACCAGGACGAGGACCACUACUACGACGACGACCGCUACUACGAUGAGGAACAUUGCCAAGCCGACGACGCCGACACCGACGAUUACGACGACUGCUACCACGACGACAACUACUACGACGACUACUACGACGACCACUACCACGACAACUACUACUACGACAACUACCACCACGACCACGACGACUACUACGACGACUACUACGACGACCACUACCACCACAACUACUACUACGACAACUACCACCACCACCACGACGACUACUACGACGACUACUACGACGACCACUACCACCACAACUACUACUACGACAACUACCACCACCACCACGACGACUACUACGACGACCACUACCACGACAACUACUACUACGACAACUACAACCACCACCACGACGACUACUACGACGACCACUACCACGACAACUACUACUACGACAACUACGACCACCACCACGACGACUACUACAACAACGACAACCACUACCACGACGACGACCCCGUCUCCUAA